Molecule: messenger RNA, 1089 nt
Organism: Rubroshorea leprosula
Lineage: Eukaryota; Viridiplantae; Streptophyta; Magnoliopsida; Malvales; Dipterocarpaceae
Source: the annotation of a GenBank genome assembly
GAGCGAACGCUGCCGCGGCGGAGGAGAGGGGAAAUAUACAGAAGAGAGUCUACUAUUAUGUGGAGAAGAGUGGCGACGGAGUGCGCGGUGAUGGCGCGCCACUCAUGGAGGAUGAUCUUAAGUCGGGGCGCAAAAACCAGCAGCAACAAUGCCGCUGCUGCCGUGGACUCAAUCUUGCUCCGCGCCUUGAAAGAUCACUAUUUGGAAGUCUCUAAAAUGAAUCCUCCCCCAAAAGUUAGCCCUCCUACACCAUUCGCUAUCAUCAAGGGUGCACUUGAUUCCCAUGGGCCUGUCCUCAAGCGAACCUAUGGCAAGGAGGAAAUUAGCAUCUAUGUAAUGCGUUUGGCUAAUGUUAUUGGUGGUGGGGAUGAUGAUGAUGAUGAUGAUGGAAUUAAUCAGUUGUUCCUUCAUGUGGACAUUUCAAAGCCAGGGCAGGAUGAGUCUUUGCAUUUUUUAUGUGGAUUGUAUCCUGAUGCACUGGGAAUCCAUUCUGUUUCAAUGAGGCAAAAGCUUGAGACUUCAGAGUUCCUCGUUGUCUCAUCUAAAUAUAACGGCCCUGAUUUUGAAAAUCUUGAUGAGAGGAUGAGGGAUGCACUUUACAGUUACAUUGAAGAGCGGGGUAUCAAUGAGAGUCUCUUCCCAUUUCUUCAAGCAUGGCUUUACGUGAAGGAACACAGGAACCUGAUGCAUUGGUUCAAAUCGGUGGGCUUAUACAUUAGUGAAAAAGAGGAGCCAGUUAAAAAUGCAUAGUUUCAAGUUGGUGAUUCUACAGAGGGAAUUGUAUGUCCUAAAAUGGUAGAUUGAUCUCAGAAACUUGGUGUAACGCUACUACAAAAAAUGGAGUUGGUUGGGAUGAGUUUAGUUUUUUGUAGAACUGCAGAAACCAAAGGAAUUAAGACGCCCUAGCUGUAUCUCCUGUAUAAGUUGGACUGGCUUGCAACUUUUUAUUGUCUGAUAGAUUUUGAUAUGAGAUAAGUGUGUACGAGGUUAGUGUUUAUGAGUUGGAAUUUUGAAAAAUUACGAGGACACUCUAAAACUAGGUCCCUUCAAUAAAGCACUAUGUGAAAAGAUUAAAAUACUAUUAUUAUU